This is a messenger RNA of Amblyraja radiata (thorny skate), 5402 nucleotides long. RefSeq names its product probable phospholipid-transporting ATPase IM. Lineage: Eukaryota; Metazoa; Chordata; Chondrichthyes; Rajiformes; Rajidae. The transcript has 29 exons. Gene Ontology annotation, biological process: phospholipid translocation; Golgi organization. The record is from RefSeq and is a predicted model, not a curated record. The coding region runs from base 1 to 3735 and encodes 1244 amino acids. Gene Ontology annotation, cellular component: trans-Golgi network; plasma membrane. Gene Ontology annotation, molecular function: magnesium ion binding; ATPase-coupled intramembrane lipid carrier activity; ATP binding.
AUGAUUCAGGUGGACAAGGUGGUGAAGAAGGCGUUUGGCACUUGGGCAGGGCCUUGCACACUUAGUAUGCUUGAAGGAUUUUACUUGGUGGAACAUGUGAAAGAUGACAUUGGUUUUGGCACUGGAUUGUUGAUAGAGGGUUGUGGGGCUGAAGUGAGUGAAGUCUUCCCGUCGCUGAAGCCACGAUCGGCCGGCCCUCUGCUGCUUUUGACCGUCUGCCCGCUCGCAGCAAUAGAGGAAGAGAGAUACUUAAGGGCAAAUAAUAGACAUUUCAACCUGAAAUUUCAGUAUGUGAACAAUAGAAUUAAAACUUCCAAAUAUAAUAUUUUUACAUUCCUGCCAGUCAACUUGUUUGAACAAUUUCAACGAAUUGCCAAUGCUUAUUUUGUAUUUUUACUAAUUCUGCAGCUUAUUCCACAAGUAUCAUCUCUAUCGUGGUAUACCACUGUUGUGCCUUUAGUGCUGGUAUUGACCAUAACAGCAGUGAAAGAUGCUAUCGAUGAUUUUCAUCGCUAUAAAAGUGACAACCAAGUCAACAAUCGGGAAGUCACAAUUCUUCUUGAUGGAAAGUUGCAAAGAGAUAAAUGGAUGGAUGUUCAAGUGGGAGAUAUAAUAAAGAUGGAGAAUAACCAAUUUGUUACUGCAGAUUUGCUCCUGUUAUCAAGUAGUGAACCAUAUGGCUUGAUUUACAUUGAGACAGCCGAGCUUGAUGGUGAAACAAAUCUGAAAGUUAAGCAAGCAUUAACAGUCACUUCAGACAUGGGAGAGAACACCCACGCUUUGGCAACUUUUGAUGGUGAGGUUAAAUGUGAACCACCCAACAACAGGUUGGACAAGUUUAGAGGAUUGCUUACCUACAAGGAAAAUACGUAUUCUUUGGACAAUGAAAAAAUAAUACUACGUGGCUGUACAUUGAGGAAUACAGAUUGGUGUUAUGGACUUGUUAUUUUUGCAGGACAAGACACCAAAUUGAUGCAGAACAGUGGAUUGUCAGCUUUUAAAAGAACUAAUAUUGAUCGCCUUAUGAAUACUCUUGUGUUAUGGAUUUUUGGCUUUCUUGGUAUCAUGUGUACAGUGCUGGCUAUUGGAAAUGCUAUCUGGGAAACUUAUAAAGGAUAUUAUUUUCAGGUCUACUUGCCUUGGGAGCAGGACAUUCAAAAUUCUUACUUGUCAGGAUUUCUUAUGUUCUGGUCAUAUGUGAUCAUUCUGAACACUGUUGUCCCAAUUUCCUUAUAUGUGAGUAUUGAAGUUAUACGCUUGGGCAGCAGCUUCUACAUCAAUUGGGAUAGUAAAAUGUAUUAUCCAAAUAAGGAUAUCCCUGCAGUAGCACAUACAACUACAUUAACUGAGGAGCUUGGACAAAUCAAGUAUAUAUUCUCUGAUAAGACAGGAACUCUGACACAAAACAUUAUGCUAUUUAGCAAAUGCACAAUCAAUGGCAAAAUAUAUGGUAACGUGUAUGAUUUCAAUGGACAAAGGACAGAUGUCACUGCUCAAACAGAGAAAGUGGACUUUUCAUUUAAUUCCAUGGCAGAUCUGAAAUUUGUGUUCUAUGACCACAGUCUUGUUGAAGCUGUUAAAAUUGGUGAUCCUAAAGUCCAUGAAUUCCUUCGUUUGCUGUCGUUAUGCCACACAGUGAUGCCCGAGGAAAAGUUGAAGGGUGACCUUGUGUAUCAGGCUCAAUCUCCAGAUGAAGGUGCACUUGUCACCGCAGCAAGAAAUUUUGGCUUUAUUUUCCAAUCCCGUACUCCCGAAACAAUAACAGUGGUUGAAAUGGGUGAAUCUAAGAUCUAUGAAUUGCUUUCUAUUCUGGAUUUUGAUAAUGUGAGGAAAAGGAUGUCUGUAAUAGUUCGAGGUCCUGACAAGAAUCUGUAUUUGUACUGUAAGGGAGCUGACACUAUUGUUUUUGAGAGACUAAAUGCUUCAUCUCAACAUUUAAGAGAUAUUACCACUGAACAUCUUGAUGACUUUGCAGGUGACGGUUUACGCACUCUAGCCCUGGCAUAUAAACAGUUAGACGAAAAAUACUUCAAAGACUGGCAAAAGCGGUAUCAUGAAGCAAGUAUUGCAUUAGACAACCGGGAUGAACUACUGUUUAAGAUGUAUGAAGAAAUUGAAAAGGAUUUAACUUUGUUAGGAGCUACUGCUGUUGAAGACAAACUCCAGGAUGGUGUUCCACAGACAAUUGAAAUGCUUGUGAAAGCAAACAUCAAGAUAUGGGUUCUUACGGGUGACAAACAAGAAACAGCUGUAAAUAUUGGCUAUGCAUGCAAUAUGCUCCAGGAUGAAAUGAAAAAAGUGUUCAUCAUUGAAGGCAACGAUUCAACUGCUGUUAGAGAAGAACUAAGAAACGCGUGUGUGAUAAUGAAAGGACAACAACAAACAGAACUUGAUUUAAUCAAAAUCGAACAGCCAAAAAAACUUGAUUUCCUACCAGAGGAAAUUGCUGAUGCAGAUUAUGGACUGGUGAUCAGUGGUGACACACUGGCACAUGCUUUAGAAGAAGACAUGGAUUUAGAGUUCCUAAAAACAGCUUGCCUCUGUAAAACUGUAAUCUGUUGCCGUGUAACACCUCUUCAGAAAGCUCAGGUUGUAGAACUGGUAAAAAAGUACAAGAAAGCAAUAACAUUGGCAAUUGGAGAUGGUGCAAAUGAUGUUAGCAUGAUCAAAGCUGCACACAUUGGAGUGGGUAUAAGUGGUGAGGAAGGAACACAGGCUGUCCUUUCAAGUGAUUUCUCCUUUGCCCAGUUUCGUUAUCUCCAACGUCUUUUACUUGUACACGGAAGAUGGUCCUAUCUUCGGAUGUGCAGAUUUCUCCGUUACUUUUUUUAUAAAAAUUUUGCUUUCACUCUUGUUCACUUUUGGUAUGGAUUCUUUUGUGGAUAUUCAGCACAGACAGUGUACGAUGAAUGGUUUAUUACACUCUACAAUUUAGUGUAUACAUCUCUUCCUGUGUUAGGAUUGAGCCUGUUUUAUCAGGAUUUUAAUGAUCGCUGGAGUAUGGCAUAUCCUCAACUUUAUGAACCUGGACAGCUUAAUCAUAAUUUCAGCAAAUUAGAAUUUGUGAAAUGUGUUAUCCAUGGAGUUUACAGUUCCUUAGUACUCUUCUUUAUUCCUUACGGUGCCCUUACUGAAGCAGUAAGAGAUGAUGGGAGGACCAUUUCAGACUAUCAGUCAUUUGCUUUAAUUGCUCAGACAUGCUUGCUUGUGACUGUCACUCUGCAGGUUGCACUUGAUACAGCUUACUGGACAGCUAUCAAUCACUUUUUCAUUUGGGGCAGUCUAGCAGUUUACUUUGCAAUAACAUUUACAAUGUACAGCAACGGCAUGUAUCUGAUAUUCCCAACUUCAUUUCCAUUUGUAGGAACUGCAAGGAAUACCUUGAACCAACCGCUUGUAUGGUUGACUAUUUUCCUCGCUGCCAUAAUGUGUAUCCUGCCAGUUGUUAUUCUGCGAUACCUCUUUGCUGAACUGAAACCUACUUUCAGCAAUAAACUGCGAUAUAAAAUGAGGCAAAUGAAGCUGCUUCCUCCCAAACAAACUACUUCAUACGUGAGAAGGCCCAGUACACGUCGCUCAGCAUAUGCUUUUUCUCAUCAACGGGGUUUUGGUGCCCUCAUUACUUCAGGGAAGAAUAUGCGAAUAAAAUCUAUGAAUUUUAUCCCUUCAUCUGCUAAUAAAGAAAAAUAUCCAAAACAACAAAUGAAACAAAACAUGAAAACCACACUGGAAUGACACUGAUUUCAUGUGUCAAGAUGACCAUUGGCAAAGAAAAUACUUAGCAUUCGUGUAUAAUAAUGUGCUGACUAUAAAUGACUUUUUAUGUGAAUUGUAAAGAAUUUUAUGCUACGUCUACAUCAGAACAGAUAAAACAAAAAUCAGAAUCUAGCGGGUGUAUUAAUACAUAACUCAGCCAUUAACCUGGUUUCUUUUAAUUUUGAGCAUACCCUAAUUUAAAGUCUUUUAAAUAUUGAAACUGAGAUUUACAUCAAUGAUUACAGUGUUACCCAUAAUAGCAUAGGUUCUCAUAGGUGAAAAUUACACAUUGUUUCCGAGAUCAACAGUAACUACUAUCUGUCUCCUGGAACCACCUAAACCUGUUUCAUCAGGAGGCCGAUUUGGGAAAAUUCUGUUUAUUAUAGUAUCAUUGAGGUUCAGAAGAUGGCUGUCGAUUCCAAACUAAAUCUAUAUUGUUAAUUUUAUUUGUUGGAAACUGGAAUGUCCUAGAAAUUGGAAAUAUUGCAUUCUUUCACGAGUUAAUGUCUGAAACGUCACUUAUCCAUCUUCUUUAGAGAUGCUGCUUGACCCGCUAAGUACUUCAGCACUUUGUGUCUUUUUUUCAAUCUGAUAGACAAUUGGGAAACAACAUUUGGUGUAGUUAAUUGGUCUGGAGUUAGAGGAACUAGAAUCAGUUGGGAGUGAUCAGUCAGAUGAGACCCAUUCAAAAGGCAAUAAAGACCUUACAACCAUGCCAGAUUGGGCUUUCCAUCUGCCCAAUAGCCCUACUGUGCACCCAACGUUUGUGUGAGUUACGUCAUAGUGCGCACCAGGAACCUCUGUUGAUGUUUGCAUCGUACAUACAGAACAACAUUUUGGAUGGAUAAGUUUGGCUUUUCCAUCAUUUAAUUGGAGUACAUGAUAGAAUUUAUGAUGUUAUCUGGUUAGUUGUAAGAAUAGAAACAUUUAAAUUAAUAAAAUACAAUCAGAUAGAUUCAGUGGUUUAUAUUGCACAAGAAUCCCAUAAAAAGCUAUGGAACAAAAUAAAAUUUGGAGGAACUCCUCUCUGAUGUGGUAACAUCAACAUUUAAUAUGCAUGCAUCAAUGAUUUGUUAAUUUAAUGGUGAAAGGUUGAAGACAUCCAAAAGAUACAGUGCCCCAAAUUACAAACUGAAAGGCACAAUGCGGUUAUUGAAAUGGAAAAUCCAAUGUGUAUUUUAUGACAAGAACGAUAACUUAAUAAUGUGACGUAAAAUAUUUUGCUUUGAAUUCAUGACAUCCCUAAAGUCCAGAUGUGGUUUCUUUUUAACAUAUGUAAGUCCUGGCAGGUCUACUGCACUAUCCACAGUCAAUUCAGCAGUGGUAUCCAUUAUUAUUCAUCCAUUUCUUCAUAUUGACCUUGAGAAAAAAAUAUACAUAAUGAAUUUAUCCAAUCCCAAGAAACAUAGCAAAUGAAAGAACUCUAUUACAACUAGAAGGUGCAUUUGAUAGCGUAUGUUGAUGGGUACACUGAAAUCCUUGUCAUGCAUACACUGUGUUCUAAUGCAUGUCUUCCAAACCAAGUCUAUCUUCCUUCAAUAUAGUUCUCUAUGCAUUUAUAAAUCUUGCUGAGUAACUAGUCAACACAUAAAUUGUGUGGGAUGAUAGUUAGCAUAGUUUUAUCAUUAUGGUCACUAUUAUGUGCA